AUGGUGGUCGUUGGCUCCGCGGACUCCUUCAACAGCAUCCUUUCCAAGGUGCAAGAUGAGAAGCUACCAGCCGUGUUCUACUACACGGCGGUGUGGUGUGGACCAUGUAGGGCGAUGGCACCUUUGGUUUCAAAGCUGAGCAGCCAGUAUCCCAAGAUACCCGUGUACAAAGUUGACAUUGACAUGGAAGGACUGGGAAACAAACUCCAUGGUCUAAAUAUAUGUUCAGUGCCUACAUUCCACUUCUAUCACAAGGGGCAGAAAAUUGGUGAAAUUGUGGGUGCUGAUGCAAAGAAACUUGAAGUUGUCAUGGAAAGCCUCCACAAGCAGCAGUAG
Molecule: messenger RNA, 336 nt
Organism: Miscanthus lutarioriparius
Lineage: Eukaryota; Viridiplantae; Streptophyta; Magnoliopsida; Poales; Poaceae
Source: the annotation of a GenBank genome assembly